This is a messenger RNA of Neltuma alba, 1196 nucleotides long. RefSeq names its product nudix hydrolase 12, mitochondrial-like. Lineage: Eukaryota; Viridiplantae; Streptophyta; Magnoliopsida; Fabales; Fabaceae. Gene Ontology annotation, molecular function: pyrophosphatase activity. Gene Ontology annotation, cellular component: nucleus; cytoplasm. The record is from RefSeq and is a predicted model, not a curated record.
UCUCGUUCUAAUCCUCGCUUCUUCUUUUUUCUUUUUUCUUUUUUGCUUCUUCCUUCGAUUCAUUCCUGCAGGCCGACAACAAACCAACUGCUACAUAAAAGCUUCAUUAACUUAGUUUUUCUUUUUAUUAUUCUAUCCGAAAACUAGAACCUGUUCAAGCCAAAGAUAUCGCCUUUUCUGUUUGUAUCAUGGAAGACGUUUCAUUUCUGCAGAGUUUUCCUGUACCUGUGAAAGCAGCUUUUUUCUGAAUCCUCAAAAUCUGAACUGGGAUUUGGCUAUCACCAGAAGCUAUUAGUAUUAUGUCUUUUGUUGUGGCCCGAACAGGGCGACACCGACAGCGUUAUGAAGACAACUUUCGACUUGUUUCUGGGUGUAUUCCCUAUAGAUGGAGGAAGGACAUCAGGGAUCAAAAGGGCACAGAGCACAUAAUAGAAGUUCUAAUGGUUACUUCACCAAAACGUGAUGAUCUAGUGUUUCCAAAGGGAGGAUGGGAGGACGAUGAAACUGUCAUGGAAGCUGCUUGUCGAGAAGCUUUAGAGGAAGCAGGGGUGAAAGGAAUACCAAGAGAAAACCCCUUGGGAAUGUGGGAAUUCAGGAGCAAAAGCAGCCAGGACUUGUGCAACAUGGAAGGAGGCUGCAGAGGAUACAUGUUUGCCUUGGAGGUGACUGAAGAACUUGAGACCUGGCCAGAGCAGAAAAACCGUGAUCGGCAAUGGUUAAAUGUCAGAGAGGCGUUUCGACUCUGCCGGUACGAUUGGAUGUGUGAAGCACUAGAAGAGUUUCUGAAAGUUAUAACAGAGGACAGAGAGCUUCAGGAGCAGGAAGAGAAAGUGGAUCCUUCUUUAAUUCAAGUACCAGAUGUGCCAACUAACAUGUUUAUAAGACCUUCUACUAUAACUACUCAACAUCGUACUAUGUCACUAAAACACCCGCCACUUGCUGCUAAGGAUAUCAUAGCCAUUCACUUUGGUUGUUGAAACUUCCUUGCAUGUGCCCUUUUGCAGUAGGUUCCUGUAAUGAACGACGGUGAAGUAGGCUUGGUGAAAAACACAUCUAGACCAUCCACUUCAUUUUAGCUUCUUUUUCUUUAUUUCCAUGGGAUUAUGUAAAGUAUGAUGGUAGAAAUUUCAACUUGAAACUUCAACUUAAGGGGAAGGUUGGGUUGUAGACAUUAUAAAUUUUCAGGUGUUUGGGAA